UUAUUUUCACUUGCGAGUACCUCCGACUCUGAGAGAGAAAAAAGAAAGCAAGAAAGAAAAGAGAGAGUUAGUUAUCAUUUCAAUGGAGGAUGAUGUGGAAUUGCAGAGGUUUCUUGAAGCUGAAGGCUUAACCAUUAAGACUAUUCUACCGAAACGGCGUUGCCUCUUCGCCACCAGAGAUUUUAUUCCAGGAGAAGUGAUUAUGAGGGAGGAGCCUUAUGUGUGCAUACCAACAAGCUCUAAUCCUCUAUGUCAGCAAUGCUUUAAAUCCGAUGGUGCCCUUUCGAAGUGUGCAUCUUGUAACAUAGUUUGGUACUGUGGUGUAGAAUGCCAGAGACUUGAUUGGAAGUUGCAUAAGCUUGAAUGUCGUGCCAUCUCAAGGCUUGAAGAGAAGUGGCAGGAGCUUGUUACACCUGAGAUACGCCUGCUGGUAAAGCUCUUCAUUCGGAGAAAGUUACAGCGUGAUAAGCAGGUCAUCCCUACUACUCCUAUAGACAACUUCAACUUGGUGGAGGCAAUGAUAGAUCAUCAAUAUAAAAUGGAGAUGAAGAAAUUGGUUGCGUAUGCGAUGAAGGCUGAAAUUGUCACGCGAAUGCUUCAGCAGCCUGACCUUGAUCUAGACAAGGCAGUAAACAACUUUUGCAAGGUUUCAUGCAAUGCAAAUGCCAUCGUUGACAUUGCAAUGGAGCCACUGGGAAUUGGACUGUAUCCUGUCAUGUCUAUUAUUAACCACAGCUGCUUGCCCAAUGCUAUUUUGGUUUUUGAAGGAAAACUUGCUGUACUUCGUGCUCUGGUGCCUGUGGAGAAAGGUGAUGAGGUAUUGAUAAGUUACAUAGACCUUGGCCGAACCACCAGGCAUCGACAGCACGAUCUUAAUGCAAAAUACCAUUUUACUUGCACAUGUCCCCACUGCUGUAAGUUUGCCGAAAUCAAUGAUCAAAUUUUGGAUGCUCUGCGAUGCAAGCGUGGCAAAUGCGAUGGUUUCUUCGUUAAUAAAGACAGAUUUUACAGUCAUGACCAGAAACUUGAAUGCAACAAAUGUGGACUCGUCAAGACUUUGGAAGCGGAAAGACGUGCAAAGGGGAAAAUAGAUCCACUGUGUGAUAAGGGGAAAUCGGAGUUUUUUUCUGGCAAUUUUCAGGAAGCUCUGUCUACUGUAAAGAGGGUUGAGGAAGCGACCCUGGAUGUUUUCCAUCCUUCUUCAUUCAGUGUGAUGAUUGUCAGAAAUUUACUUACAAAGCUCUAUAUGAAGACAGGAGAUAUACAAGCAGCGCUGGAAUGUUGUAGAUUGAUAACACCAGUGCGUGAAAGACUAUUACAAAGAAACGAUCCUGUUCUUGGAAUGCACUACUACGUACGAGGGAGGCUUGAAGGGGCUAAAGGGGACGAAGAGGAUGCUAUCAAGUAUCUGACCAGGGCAGGUGAUAUACUGCGAAUUACUCAUGGGACAAAUUUUGCUUUGGUGGAAGAGCUUUUGAGCCAAUUGGCCAAGGAACAAGAGGGAGGUCUUAGUGGAUUUUGAUGUAUGAGCAAUGCUUGCUGAGCCAUUUCUGUGAUGCUGUACGUUUGUGUACCUAAACAGCUUGCUUUAAACA
Molecule: messenger RNA, 1595 nt
Organism: Theobroma cacao (cacao)
Lineage: Eukaryota; Viridiplantae; Streptophyta; Magnoliopsida; Malvales; Malvaceae
Source: RefSeq, a predicted model, not a curated record